Caenorhabditis elegans is the source of this 505-nucleotide messenger RNA. RefSeq names its product TransThyretin-Related family domain. NCBI's taxonomy places the organism in Eukaryota, Metazoa, Nematoda, Chromadorea, Rhabditida, Rhabditidae. The transcript is spliced from 4 exons. The record is from RefSeq and is marked reviewed. Bases 51 to 464 code for a protein of 137 amino acids.
UAACUAGUAUAAAUUCGAACAAUAACUAUUUUCUAUCAAUUCAUUUCAAAAUGGCUCGUUUGCAUGUCUCUCUCCUUUCAGUUUUUAUUUUCCUUUUAUUUUCUUCGGAAGUCGAAGCUCUAGUGACCACAUUCCAUUUUAAUGGUUUCUUGUCUUGUGGAUUGAGUACAGUUGACUUUUUUGUCCAGAAGUUGCAAGUAUGGGAAGAAGAUUUUAAAAUCGACGAUUUACUUGGAACGACAACGAACUUUGAGAGAACAGAAACAGGACUAAAAUAUAAAAUAGACGUAAGCGACGAUGAUGAUGGCCUUUUCCAGUAUGAGUAUGAGAUCUACUAUUUGAUUGAGCACAAUUGCACUCCUGCUGGAAACAAGAAAAAGGAGUCAAAAAUUAAUGUUAAAAGUUUCCCAGUGAUUAAUGGCCAUCUUUGGCACCAAAUGGACAUCGAUUUGAGUAAAUACUGAUAAAUAUAUUAAAUAUGCGACAAUAAACUGUUAAUGCCAAA